AUGAUGACGAGCUCGACUCUCCAGCGGCCAGUCGCGCCUGCUCCUGGGUCCAGCAACAGCGACAGGCAGAGCCAAGACGGUCCGGGCGAGACAUCGACACAGCCCCCGAAUGGCGAUGAGGGCGGCAGCGGUGGCGGCGCCGUGACUACGACAGCGAACAUGACGGCCGAGAUGGCGGGGCAGGUCGUGCUGCACGCUUCGAGUGCGGCGGUCGCGCUCGCGCCCACCAUUUUCCCGACCCCAAUCGCCAACCUCGUCACGGCCAUCGCAACCAGUGCGCGGCUCAGUCUCCGCGUGACGGCGUUCUUCAUCGAGGCGAUUCUGGAGACGUCGCAGAACAAUCCCGAGAAGCUUGACGUCCAGGCCGAUGCGUUCCUCAAUGUCUUGGACCGGUGGACGAACGUCGGCAUCUACGUGAUCCAUCACACGUUCACGCUCGCCGAGCUGUUUGCCAUGUCUGGCUUUUACCUGACGGCCAACACGGUGCAGUCGGCGAGUUUUGCCGCCCACGAGAGCGUCACGCUGUUCGACUCGCUCUUCGGAUCGAAUGAGUCGAGCCGGGCACUGUCGUCGAUCAUCGCCCUCGUCCGCCAAGAGCUCCUCGAGGACGAGCGCUUCCAGGCCGCCGACCGCGGCAAGGUUGCCAGCCUCACGGCGCUCACGAAGGCCCUCACGGCGUUUGCGUGCCUUCAGAAUGCAACUUGGUCGCGAAGCGCGAAGCGGCUAAAGAUGAGAGUCGACGAUGAAACCUUCAAGAGCGAAGUCAGUGAGCCCACCCAUUCGGCAUUGCCGGAAGCAGGACCGGGGCCGCGGACGAUCGCUGCUCGGCGCGAACGUGAACGAGAGAUUCCCAGUCUGUUAUACGAGACAGACGAGCAGGGUGACGUGACGAUGGAGGAUGUGUCGAGUCGGCCUUCACGCCGCUCGUCCCUGCGCUCGCGGCAGCAGGAGGACGACGAGCUGUUCCGCCAGCUGGAGGAAUUCGUGGGGGACGCGGACCGAUCCGUGUCGGCCCCCGUAUCACCGAUCGCCAAGACACGGGACCGCUCCAACUCGCAGCCGCAUCGCACGCUGAAACGCGUCCGUGGUGACGUGUUCGAAAUCAUGGACGAGCUGCAAGAGUCGACAGUCGUGACGCGGACAUUGGAGCGCGUCGACACUCGCCCGAGCCUGAAACGGGCUCAGAGCGAGACGGCCGCCGACAUCCUGGUCGAGGAGGUUGAGGACGAGGCGAUGAGCCGACCUCCCCCCGCCACUCCCCUCACGACGCCGACGGGCGUCAUGGACGAGGACCCGGCCGAGUGGAUCGAGGUCGACCAGCUCUUAGAUGGGCAGGAUGAUGCUCUUGUGCCUUCGGCUCCGAACGGCCGCGUUGCCGCCGUCGCCUCCGAGCCCCCCAACGCCGAGCGCAUCCAACUCGUCCUCCGAACCAUGACGAACAAGCUGCUGCAGCGCAAGCGCACCGUGCGGCGUGUCCAGAACGUGGGCUUGUCGCCGCGCAUGUCGCCAUCGCCGAGUCCCCCACCAUCGCACCGCAAGGAGAAGGAGCGCGAACGAGAGAGCUCCCCAGCAACGAUAAGGGAGCACGAACGGCCAGACGUUCGCCAGAUCGACUGGCGCCAGGCUGUCGCCGCUUCUCGAGCACGGACCAGUGGCACCCCACCUCCGCGAAGCGGCACCCCACCCCGCAGCAGCAGUCACAACGACAUCGGGCCGUCUAGUAGACGCUCGUCGUCCGACUCGAUUGCGGCUGGCAAUCGCUCCUCCCUCAAGCCGAAGCGACGCUUCUUUUCCGGCUAUAGCACGCGCGGGCACGACGAACCGAGGCGGAACAACUCGGAAGGCGGGCUCGCGAACGCCUUCCGCUCGACGCUGCGAAGGAAGCCGACUGCUUUCCCAGGCGUGGAGGACGAGGAGCCGCCCUCGGCGCCGCCUCCGCGAGCCAACACGCCUCGCGCUAGCCAGCCCCGUUCGGCUCCCGCUCCCGCGCCCUCACCGCUGACGCCGAUGCGUGGGGAGCGCGAGCACAGCGUGCACCAGAGCGUGCGCACGCGGUCCAACGCGAUUCACACGUCGUCCUCGCAGAUCUUUGGCCCCGACAUCGAGUCCUCGGCAAGCCUUUUCCCGCACGAGGGUCUGAUCCGGAACAUCCACCGGUUCAUGCGGUACUCGUCCGCGGCGUACGGGCAGAACUUCCUGCGCAUCCUCGGCCUCGGCAACACCGACUUCCACUACACGACAGCGGGAGGGCACCACGCCAACUCGUGGGCGUUUGCGCGCCACACCAACAUCCCGAUCAACAACCUGAUCCUGUCGUCGUACACCGAGACCUCGCCGCUCAGCGGGCACAAGGCGCCGCCGCUCGUGCACUACAUUGCUGUCGAGCACGGCCUACGCGCGAUCAUCGAGGGCGUCGAGGGCGACUUCCAAGUGCACGCGGGCAUGCACGAGAGUGCGCUGCAGUUAACCUCGCGCGCGUCGACGGUGCACCAGUGUCUCGUGGAGGCACUAGAGCAGUACCCGAACUACGGCCUCGUGCUGUGCGGACACAGUCUAGGCGGUGGCGUGGCGGCCCUGCUCGGGAUCGAGUGGGCGCAGCGCGCGACGCUGUUCAUGGCGCAAAACGCCAAACGCGAGCGCAAAGUCAAGCAUCCACCCAUCAGCACCAAAUUUGUGACGAGCUUCGGCUCGGGCCUGCCCCCCGGCCGCCCCAUACACGUGUACGCGUACGGCGUGCCUGCUGUCGCAUCUUACGAUCUGGGCAAGUACUGCGACGGCCUGGUGACCUCCGUGAUCCAGAACAGCGACGUCGUGCCCUCGCUCUCGCUCGGCGUGCUGCGUGACCUGAAGAACGUGGCCGUGACACUGUACGAGGAGGGCGGGAUUGCCGAGGAGAUUGUCGGCCGGAUCCUCGGCCUCAACAAGCGCAAGUUUGCCUUUGAGGGUGACUCGGCUUCCUCCGACACUCCCUCCUCUGGCCACAACGCUGCAGACGACGAGCAAAUGCUGCACGACUGGAUGGAGAGCCUGAUCAAGACCAUGCGCGCAGACAUGGACAACGACAAGCUGUACCCGCCCGGCUCCGUGUACAUCAUGGAGUACAGCGACGUGUUCCUCACCGCGUCCUCUGGGGCCGGCGAGAACAACAGCAAUUCGAGCCAGCGCGCGCGCCGCGUCAUUCUCCGGCUGUGCGAGAGCGUGCGCGAGCGCUUUGGCGAGCUCAGCUUUACGAAGAGCAUGCUCAAGGACCAUAUGCCGCUGCAUUAUGAGCGGGCGACCGAGCUGCUCAUCCAGGGCGUGCAGGAGUAA
Messenger RNA from Trichosporon asahii var. asahii CBS 2479, 3309 nucleotides. RefSeq lists its product as uncharacterized. Bases 1 to 3309 code for a protein of 1102 amino acids. The transcript is spliced from 4 exons. Gene Ontology annotation, biological process: lipid metabolic process. NCBI's taxonomy places the organism in Eukaryota, Fungi, Basidiomycota, Tremellomycetes, Trichosporonales, Trichosporonaceae. The record is from RefSeq and is a predicted model, not a curated record.